Perkinsus marinus ATCC 50983 is the source of this 396-nucleotide messenger RNA. RefSeq lists its product as hypothetical. The coding region runs from base 1 to 396 and encodes 131 amino acids. The record is from RefSeq and is a predicted model, not a curated record. NCBI's taxonomy places the organism in Eukaryota, Perkinsozoa, Perkinsida, Perkinsidae. The transcript is spliced from 4 exons.
AUGUCUGUUGUUGAGAAGACCGCCACUGUAGAGGAAAAGACCAAAGAAGAGAAGGAUGAGAAGUCGAUGAGUUUGGGGGAUCUGUUGGAUGAGGUACUCGGUAUCAACGGUGCGGAAGACCUUCUCAAAUUUAUACGGCGAAUCGUCGGAGCUCUCGUCGUCCUCUGCCUCAUAUACCUGUGGUACCUUCCCACGUUCGAGUUAGCCUUCAAUCUCGUGCUUGGCUUUAUUGUGCUGCUAAUCGGCUUAGUGGCGGUGGCCUCUUGGACGGUAAGUGAGGCUCAACGAAUCGAAGCGGAGCAGAAGAAGGCUAAGGAGUUGGCUGAGCAGAAGGACGAGGCCGAGACUUCCAAAGAUACUCGCUCGAACACUGAUGAAACUAAAAAGGAGCGAUAG